Molecule: messenger RNA, 4440 nt
Organism: Cydia amplana
Lineage: Eukaryota; Metazoa; Arthropoda; Insecta; Lepidoptera; Tortricidae
Gene: nahoda
Exons: 23
Coding region: 103-4422 (1439 amino acids)
Source: RefSeq, a predicted model, not a curated record
AACCAAAUACCGACCAAAAUGACGUAAAAACCAAGUGAACGUGAACAAACCCUAACUUAGUGUGAACAAAAAUGAGUGACGUGCAAAGUGCAUAAAUCCAAGAUGGCGUCGUUAGUGACAUUGUUGUGUGUGUUGUGUGGAUUGGGAAACGCGUGGGCGCACGUGGCGCUGACGUUCCCACCAGCGAGGCGGUAUGAUCUGGACUUUUUGGACAACACGAGGACGAAGCCGCCAUGUGGGAUGCCGAAAGGCUCUUCGAAGACUUCAUUCCUCGCGGGCUCAACCUUUACAGUACAUUGGCACUUGGCCUACGCGCACAGAGGAGGAUUCAGUUUGCGAAUUUUGGAUUACCUCGAAAGGCCCGUGUUGGAUUUGACUCCGAGAGCGGGCGGAUCCGAGUGGGUCAGAGAUGACGUUACCGCUCAGAAGUAUGAAGUGCGGCUACCGAGCGACUUCACUUGCGAAAACUGCACGCUGCAGCUCCAGAGGGAGGCGGGCGAGUGGGGGAGCGGGUACCGCUUCUGGUCCUGUGCUGACAUCGACAUAUUACCACGCAAAGAAUACCACGAAACCUGUUCCGGGCACGGAUUCCACAUCCUCGGUCGCUGCAAGUGCAACAAGAUGUACUCCGGCAGUCGGUGUCAGUUCAGCGACGAGUGUGCCGAGGAUACGGACUGCGGGCUGAGGGGGCAGUGCGUCGACGUCAGGGCCACGGAGUACCCCAGCAAGAUGUGCUAUUGCUCGCAUGGGUUCUACGGGAAAGGAUGUAAUAAGAAAUCUCCCUGGAAGGACAAGAACCUGAACCUGGACCGGUACAGCCGCCGGGAGCUGUCUCCAGACUUCAACUUAUACUGGAGGGUCAUACAACAUGAGCAAGAACUGGAAGUUGUCAUGAUCGUCAACGGGACCUCUUAUGCUGGAAUCGGUUGGAGGCCCAGCGGAUUGACAAAAGAAUGCAAAAAUUUCCCCGUCAUCGGACCCCCGCUAGCUGACAAAACAAGCACACCAAAGCCGGAACCACUACCAAAACCAGAACCCGAAGCGGAACCAGCUGCGUCCCCAGAACCGAGCCCAGAACCCAAAUUAGAACCCGAACUCAGCGCUGAACCGAAAGCGGAGCCAGAACCCACCGCCGAGCCGAAGGCAGAACCCGCACCAGAACCCACUUCAGAGCCAGAACCGUCCGCAGAACCCACGGCAGAACCGGAGCCGGAAACAACGACAAAGUUAUCGGAAUACGACAAUAGGAAUAAGAGAGUUGCUAUGCAUUCGUUGGAUGGAAUUGACUUCAAGAAUCUUGGAAAUGAUGUUCAAGUGAAGACUAGCGUGUCCUACAAAGUGUCAAGUUCAAAAGGUCGUCGGAAACGAGCCGCUGCGAAUGAAAAUGUGGAAACCUCAACCCAUGACCAUAGCCAUGACAACCAUGACCAUUCCGUACCAUCCUCAGAACCCAAACCAUUACCUAAGUCUAGAACUAAAUUUGUCCCUAAAUCUAAACGAACUACUACCACCACUGUUACAACUCCAGUACCAACCACUCCGGUACCGACUGAUCCACCCACACCAGAACCUACUGCAGAACCCACCUCUGAACCGGAGCCAACCGCUGAACCCAAAUCUGAACCUACCCCUGAACCAAAUGCCAUCCCAGAACCUACAGCUGAGCCUAAAGCAGAACCAGAACCCACGCCUGAACCUAAAUCUGAACCUGAACCUACAGCGGAACCGAAGGCUGAACCCGAGCCAACUCCAGAACCUAAAUCAGAACCCGAACCUACUGCUGAACCUAAGGCAGAACCUAAACCGAAAGAACGUGUACCUAGUCCCAAAACAUUGUCAAAACUUAAAGCUAAGCCAAAACCUAGUCCUGACCCUAAAUCAGAACCCGAGCCAACUCCAGAACCCAAGUCAGAACCCGAACCUUCGCCUGAACCUAAAUCAGAACCCAAGCCUUCCCCAGAACCCAAAUCUGAGCCUGAGCCGUCCCCAGAGCUAAAUUCGGAACCCGAACCUUCGUCGGAACCUGAACCUUCCCCUGAACCUAAAUCAGAACCAGAACCUUCCCCUGAACCUAAAUCAGAACCUGAGCCCAGUCCUGAACCUAAAUCAGAACCUGAGCCCAGUCCUGAACCUAAAUCAGAACCUGAGCCCAGUCCUGAACCUAAAUCAGAACCUGAGCCCAGUCCUGAACCUAAAUCAGAACCUGAGCCUAGUCCUGAACCUAAAUCAGAACCCGAACCCUCCUCAGAACCCAAAGCGGAACCAGAACGCGCGACUUUGCUAGUGAAAGGACUUAAAGAAGAAACAGGUUACUUCCCCGCUCACGAGUACGUGCCGGGCUACGACUUCAACCCCAUGGACUGCACGGAUAUAGUCAUCGGCACGGCGCGGGGCAACUAUCACAGGGUUCUGGACUAUUAUACUAGGGACAGGUCAACUCCUCGCGUGGACACGUUCUGGGGCGGCCACGACGACAUCACGGCGUCUUCCGGUUUUGAGGAAAAUGGCGUCACCACCAUUAUGUUCAGGAAGAAGCUGCAGGCUAAAGAGCCCACGGACCACUCGAUCGUCGACGACGCAAUGCACUUGAUCUGGGCGCGCGGGCAAGAGCCCGGCAAAUACCGACACUCGCCACCCUCAGGAAUCGAACAAGGCACUGCGUCCGUUAAGGAUUUCUACAGACAGGAUGAACUGAAGUAUCACGGCCAUGGGGGGCAGAGAGGCGUUACUAAACUCAACUUCUUCGAAGAGACCAAGUCCGCGACACUGGGCGGCAUUCUCCCCCUCGCGAACAAAUGCGGGGGCUACUUCAAGCUGCCGGCUAACUGUUCCCUCGCCAACGGCACUUGCGAUUACCACGCCAGUUGGGAGUACCUCGGACAGAAGAGGGGAAAGGACUCUGUCAAGUUCACGAUUUCUACCAAGGAGAGCAAGCUCUGGACUGGCAUUGGGUUCAGCAACGACAAGAGAAUGUCCCAGACGGAUGCCAUUAUUGGUUGGGUGGACCCUCGCUCCUCGCGCCCCUUCAUCAUGGACACCUGGGUGUCCGGAUAUGCUGCUCCCAGGGUUGACACUCAGCAGGACAUAACUAAGGAGUUCGGCAGUCUCAUAGACGGUGUGACGACCCUCAGCUUCGUGAGGAAGCGGGACACUAAGGAUUCUAAGGACUUGGCGUUCACGGACAGCCAGUGCCUCUACAUGAUGUUCAUCCCCCACGGCGGCGGCUUCGACCCCGUGAACAAGCGGACAAGCAAGCACGCGCAGACUCCGAUCGUCUCCGAGAACAGAGUGUGCAUCAAACCCUGUGGACCAGAACCGGCCGAAGACGAAGUAACCACCGAAGCUAUCAUCCCCGGCCAAACAGCAUACACCAUGCUGAUCCGCAUCACAGGCUUAGCUGACAGCUUCAAGCCACCAGCUGAAGGGUCCCAGGAGUUCGCAGAACUGAAGAGACAGGUCGAGGACAGCCUUAUCCGAGAGGUCUCCAAGAAUAAGGGGUACCGGGGGCUGCAGCUGAAUGGCUUUAUGCAGAACGAAACCAAAGCCAUAAUAGCAGAGCUAACCCUAAAAUCGAUGGAAAGCAACGUUAUCGAGGGCUCUAGCGCUCGUUCUCUCGGCGCGGCGCCGCGCAACGAGAGCGACAAGGACGGCGAUAGACAACGGUGGGAGCGUGCUGUUAGGGACACGCUGGCGCUGGGGAAGGUUGGGAACCUUAACGUGGACCCAGAGUUCUUGGUGCUGGUGCCACAGAGUCUACUAUCAACCCAGUCCAUCCCCGACGAGGAGGAGAGCGGCAACGCUCGCACGUUCUUCGGCCUCGCCGAGACCAAACUAUACGUCGUAGUAGGCUGUGUGGUAGCGCUUAUAUUAGUAGCGUUAUUACAAGCCGGAUGCACCUUGUAUAGGAGCAGCAGUGGGAAGAGGAAAGAGCAACUGAUCCCGAACGCAGCCUGGAAGGACUAUUCCACGGCCAACACCAACUACGCAUUCGAACCGUUUGAAAACGACGACAAAUAUAACAGUACCACAUCUACCGCUCCGCUGAGAGAGAGGCCUACGUCCGCUCCUUUGAGGCCUACAAACCCACCUCCACCGAGGCCAGGAAGCAACAACAAAAUGGCGCCCAACGGCAAGAACGGCAAGAUGGCGGCCAACGGCAACGGAAACAAGAUGGCCGCCAACGGAAACGGCAAGCCCAAGCACCCGAACAGCGCCGCGCAAUAUUACCACGAGACGCGCUCGUUGCAACGGCCGAGGCCGCCGCAACCACAAUACGGGUACACGACGCGACCGGACCGCGCGACAUACUCGCUGCCGCGCGGCCGCGACAUGUCGCAGCCAGACUUCUACUUCAUGCCGUCGCAGCGCAAGUACGAAGGUGAAGUCGUUAGGGUCUACGUCGACUAUAGGGACAGGGAAUAAUUUAACAACGCUUUAAUA